This is a messenger RNA of Musca domestica (house fly), 772 nucleotides long. RefSeq names its product N-acylneuraminate cytidylyltransferase A (gene Csas). The transcript has 5 exons. NCBI's taxonomy places the organism in Eukaryota, Metazoa, Arthropoda, Insecta, Diptera, Muscidae. Bases 10 to 762 code for a protein of 250 amino acids. The record is from RefSeq and is a predicted model, not a curated record. Gene Ontology annotation, molecular function: N-acylneuraminate cytidylyltransferase activity.
GUAAAGUGGAUGCAGAGAAUGGGAGGGUAUUUGUUACAAAUUCUCAUUAUAUUCGCUUUGGGAGCGGCAUCACUAAAAUGCUGCACUCUAAAUGAUAUUCAUGCUAUUAUUCUUGCUCGAGGAGGAUCAAAGGGGAUUAAGAGUAAAAAUAUGUUGACUUUUAAUGGGACUACACUCCUUGGCCAAACGAUUAAGACACUUGCUGAAACAAACAAAUUUAGUGCCAUAUGGGUCUCAACAGACGACAAGAGGAUUGCACAAGAAGCUAUAAAAAAUGGUGCUUUAGUUUACAAACGAAUGUCAUGUUUCGCAGAGGAUCAUUCUUCUUCUCUAGAUGCCAUAAAAGAAUUUUUAUAUACACAUUUUUUUGUAAACAGAUUUGCUUUGUUUCAGUGUACAUCAAUUUUUCUUAAAAAAGAAUACAUUACCGAGGCAGUUAAAAAGUUUCAGAAUAGUCCGUGCGUCUUUGCAGUUAAAAGAACUCACAAAUUAAAAUGGAUAGAGCAAAAUUUAUCAAUAAAACCCUUGAAUUUUGACCCAAAAAGACGACCACGGCGACAAGACUGGAGAGGUGAACUCGAAGAAACCGGAAUGUUCUAUUUUUCAAAUAGACUAUUAGUCAGUAAAAAUCUACUUCAAAGCGAAAGGUGCUCUGUUGUGGAAAUUGAAUCAAUUGAUUCCAUUGAAAUAGAUUCACCGAAUGAUUACGAAAUGGCCAAGUGUAUAUUGAAUAUAAAAAAGCGAAUUAAUGAUAGACUAUAAGUAUAAAACC